GUGACAGCUUGCGAUUGCUCGAUCUGCCCUUGACAUGCUUCCAUCUGAUACAAUACUUAACACACCAACCCCUUUUGAUCCCAGCAAUAAUAGACACACACGGAUCUAGAGAACAAGUCACAGAAGCAAUGUUUAAUGCACUAAACCGCUUCAUCUCGCGCCUGGACGGAGACGUCCAGCAACAGAGGCAACAAGAGCGAGGCUCGUUCGGCUUCCAGGUGCUGCGCAAUACCAACCUGGAGCUUGCUAUCGAACCCUGGUUCGACUUUAUUGUUGGAAUCAAUGGUAGACCUAUUGAAGACCCUGAACCAGCCCUGUUCAGCCAGGAAGUGAGAAACUGCGCGGGCAGCACAGUUACCCUGGGAUUGUGGAACGCAAAAGGCCAAAGAACGAGAGAAAUCCAUGCUCCUGUUGCGUUAGAUACUGCAUCCCUCGGUCUCUCGCUCCAAUACGCUCCGCUGGCCCUCGCCGCCAACAUCUGGCACGUUCUCGAUGUCCCCGCCAAUUCUCCCGCCGAUGCCGCCGGUCUUCUGCCAUACAGUGACUAUAUCCUCGGUAGUCCUGAGGGUGCGUUAUAUGGCGAGGGUGGCCUGGGCGAGCUUGUCGAGGACUUUAUCGGACGGCCGAUGCGAAUCUGGGUCUACAACAACGAAUACAAUGUCACCAGAGAAGUCACAAUACAGCCUAGCAGGGAUUGGGGUGGCCAAGGAGCGCUGGGUUGCGUGCUUGGAUACGGAGCCCUUCACAGGAUACCUCCUCCUCUGAGCGAGCCCGUUGAUGCCCCUGGCGAGACGAUGUUCGACGGAGCCACCAAUGAGAAGAGUGAGGACGCAUUUAUUCCUGCGGUAGGUGGCUCGGAGCCCGCCCCUCCCGCAGGAGACUUUUUGGUGCCUGCACAGAUGAUAGGUGAUGCUCCAGUGAGUGCACCGCCAAGGGGAGCUGGGAAGAAGAAGGAACGCCAUGGCCACAACCCCAACAGGCUGAUGGAUGACUACUUUAAAGAGGAGGAAGAGAAGAGUCGGGCUGUGGACAAUGCACCUUCGGCUAGGAACUCACCAGCCCCUCCCCCACCAAAAGGCGGUCCUCCAAGGGACUCACCAAAGCCGGAGACUCAGGCCAGUGGUGGUGAAGCAGAAUGAGAUUAUGGCAAAAUAGCACAUGUGAAUGAUUCCCCUUGCUGAUUGUUCUAUUUCCUGAUCUAUUGGUCAAACUUUUAAAGAAUUUCGUGAUUUGCCGU
Molecule: messenger RNA, 1237 nt
Organism: Fusarium odoratissimum NRRL 54006
Lineage: Eukaryota; Fungi; Ascomycota; Sordariomycetes; Hypocreales; Nectriaceae
Exons: 3
Coding region: 129-1139 (336 amino acids)
Biological process (GO): Golgi organization
Cellular component (GO): Golgi apparatus
Molecular function (GO): protein binding
Source: RefSeq, a predicted model, not a curated record